Messenger RNA from Penicillium waksmanii, 1452 nucleotides. RefSeq names its product MFS general substrate transporter. The transcript is spliced from 6 exons. The record is from RefSeq and is a predicted model, not a curated record. Gene Ontology annotation, biological process: transmembrane transport. The coding region runs from base 1 to 1452 and encodes 483 amino acids. NCBI's taxonomy places the organism in Eukaryota, Fungi, Ascomycota, Eurotiomycetes, Eurotiales, Aspergillaceae. Gene Ontology annotation, molecular function: transmembrane transporter activity. Gene Ontology annotation, cellular component: membrane.
AUGGAGGUGGAAAAAACCAACGAUAACGAGACCACUCAUUUGGAGAUUUCCCCAAAGGCUACUCUCCAAGAACCUACAUUUGAAGGUCUGACUCAAGAGGAGUGUAGGAAACUUGAAAAGCGACUUGUGUGGAAAGUUGACCUGCACCUCAUUUCAUCGCUAUGCCUGCUUUUUAUAUUCAAUAUUCUUGAUCGCUCAAACAUCGCCAAUGCGCGGCUUGGCGGCAUGGAAAAUGAUCUUGGCCUCAGCGACCCCCAAUACCAAACCGCCGUGGCUAUUAUGUUCGUGGGAUACCUUCUUGGCCAGAUCCCUAGCAAUAUCAUCCUCACUCGCGUGAAACCGUCUCGGUAUAUUCCCGCCGCUAUCUUCAUAUGGGGUGGAAUCUCGAUGGCCGCUGCGGGUACGAAGAAUUUUGCUCAUAUCAUGGUGGUUCGGGUUCUACUGGGAUUUGCCGAGUCUCCCUUUUUCUCAGGUGCACUUCUGUUGGUCAGCUCCUGGUAUAAGCCUCAGGAGAUUGCCCCUCGCGUGGCAGUGCUUUACUGUGGUAACACAAUCGCCAACGGAUUUGGCGGUCUUAUUGCUGCGGGUGUCUUGGAUGGAAUGGACGGAGCCGGUGGAUUAGCAGGAUGGAGGUGGCUAUUUAUCAUCGAGGGUGCCGGUACCAUGGUUGCCGGAAUUUUUGCAGUCCUGUUGCUUCCUGAUUUCCCUGAGUCUGGUCAACGCAAGUGGCUCUCGGAACAAGAACAGCGCUUUGCACAGUGGCGAUUAGCUCAAGCUGCGAACGAUGAAGUCGAUGAGAAUGGAUCAAUUAAGCAAGCUCUUGUUGAUGCCUUCACCGAUCCAAAAGCCUGGAUUCUAGUCGCAAUCCAGGUCUGUCAACUCACAUCGCAGACAUGGACAUACUUCUUCCCAUCUAUUGUCAAGACACUUGGAUUCAGUACCACGGUAACCCUUCUCAUUACCGUCCCCGUAUAUGUUUUCGGAUUCUUUACCUCCCUCGGAAACUCCUUCAUCGCUCAGUACACAGACCAGCGUGCCAUUUUGAUCAUGUGGCCUCUGCUCGUCGACAUCAUCGGCAACGUCCUUGUUGUUAGCACAACUUCGACAGCACCACGCUAUGUGGGCAUGUUCCUGAUGUGUGCAGGCUCAUACUCGGCGUUCAACGUUGUCCAAGCCUGGAUUGCCAGUACUAUUCCCCGAACCAGAACAAAACGUGCUAUUGUCUACGCUUUGGUCAACUUGUUCGGCAAUUCGUCUAACAUUUACGGAUCCUACUUUUUUCCUGCCUCCGACGCCCCCCAGUAUCGCAUGGGAGGGAUUAUUCUGUCCUCGUUUGCCGCUGGCGGUAUCAUAUUGGCGGCUGCACUGGGUCUCUGGCUGCGAGAUAUCAACAAGAAGACCUUACAGGACGAGGACGAGGAUGGUCAGAUCAGAUACAAGUAUCUCUGGUAA